ACUGACCAGGCCUUUGGCUCUGGAAGAAGGUGUCCCUACUUGGGGAAGUCAGGACUGGCUGGGGGCAUUGGUAAAGCACCCACUAUAUGCCAGGCACGGUGACAGAGGGGCCAGCGUGGGGACCACUGUGGACAUAGGAGAUCCCUCCAGGAUGGGCUGGGGGGACCAGGAAAGGCCCCUGCCCGCGGGGGGGGGAGUCAGAAAACGUCUGGCCCAAGUCUGGCUCCCGAAGGCCUGGAAGGCCUGGCCAGUCCUGAACAGCAGCCAGCAGCAGGCGGGCCCUGACAAAUGCUGGAGGGCCUCUUAGUGGCAGCCCUGCCUAAGGCCCGAGGCUGGACAUCCCAGGGCUGCAGUGCCUGAUGUGGCCCCCAGGGCUCCCAGACCUUCACUCUUUCCCUUCAUGGAACACUCCGCCCACCCGGGCCGCAAAGGGCAUAACUGAGGAGAGGGAGGAGAGGAGGCUGCCUGGGGCUGAGUCAGAAAUCUGGAAUGGCAGCUGAUCUCCAGCCCUUUGCUGACAAUGAGUCACCAUUUCCUGGUUUCCUUCCUUCCAUGACUUACUUGUAGCAGCCUGUUCCCGUCCCAUUCCUCAGCCUAGCUGAGGGGCAGAUGGUCAAGAGGGGAUGCUGUAUGCCCCCCCCCUCCCUCCUUUCCUGCAAGGCUUCAAGACCAGAUCAGAAAACAUUCCUGCCCAACAGCCCAUGGUGAAGCUCUCACCGGACUAGAAUUGGUAUCCUGUUGUCUGGGGCCUCGGGCACAGACAAGGGAGAGGAAACAUUUAUUAAGCACCAACUGAAUGCCAGGCACUGUACUGAGGGCCAGCACCGGGAAAACACAGCCCGUGCCCUCCAGGGGCUCACCCCCACACAGAUGGCUGACAGUCAGCCGUGGGAGGGCGGUGGAAUUCAGGGGGACGGGAUGGGCUUUCUGGGGACCCGGGGUGCACACGGAACCGAGAGGGCUGUGCCAGCAGUUUAAAAAGGAGAAGGAGGCGGAUGGUGGGGUGGAUGUGGGAAUGAGUGAGAGUGUGUGUCUGUGUGCGUGUGGGAGUGUGUGCUGCAGUGGGUAUUGGUGUGUGAGUGUGUGUGUUGGGGGGGAGGGUGUGGCUCCCAGCACUCGGAGAUGUUCCAGGUGGACAGGCCUCAGUGGGAUGUUGCUGAAGCCUGGCUUCCCGAGAAGAGAAGACAUUUGUCCGAGCGUCCGUCCAUCUAUCCGUCUGUCCUUCUGCUGCCUGCUCCGUCCGUCCGUUGGGGCCCCGUACGGGCUCUUUCCCUGCUGCUGUAGCCAAGGCAGAUUUGGAAGCAGGUGUUGGCAGUGGUGACUCAGCGGGGACCCCAGGGCGUUUGGGGGCCGAUGAUGCAGGGCUUUCCCUGGCACGCGUCCUUGGAGCAGGAGUGCACCCCCUCAUGCAGUUAUGAUAGGAGUGAGGCCCAGGGGGACCCCGGCCUGUCCCCUUCCCUGUCCCCGUCAGCAGAGGCCGCCUGCGACGCAGCAGAAUCCAUUCAGGCAAAGAGUAGAAAUUCAUAAACUGCGGCAAGGUGAAAACCUGAUUCUUGGAUUCAGCAUCGGAGGGGGCAUUGACCAGGACCCUGCACAGAACCCCUUCUCAGAAGAUAAGACAGACAAGGGCAUUUAUGUCACCAGGGUGUCAGAAGGGGGCCCUGCAGAGGUGGCCGGCCUCCAGAUCGGAGACAAGAUAAUGCAGGUGAACGGCUGGGACAUGACCAUGGUGACACAUGACCAAGCCAGGAAAAGACUGACCAAGAGGAGCGAGGAGGUGGUGCGGCUGCUGGUCACGCGGCAGGGUCUGCAGAAGGCAGUGCAGCAGUCCAUGCUGGCGUAGGGCCUCCCUCCGCGCGGGUGGGGCACGUCCCCAAUCCCCUGAGCCCUGGGGAGAUGUGGGUGGAGGACAGAGGCUGGAACUCAAAGACCCAGAGCCACGCAGGGGGCAGCUUGGUGCCCAGUAAAGCCUGUAUUUUGGGGAGUCCUGGCAUCAAUGCAGUAAGCCAAAGAAGAGAGUCAGGGUGAGUCGGGGGCAGGGCCUGGGCUCCCAUCCCUCUUCACCUUGGCCACAUGGACUGACACGGACCGUUGCAGCUGUACUCCAUCGAUGUCGCUAAGGCCUCCCUGCAGCGUUGGUGUGGCUUGCCCCAGCCUGCCUGGGCUCACCUCCAGGACUGUUCUUGGGGCGAGGCCCAGGACCCUGGGGCUGCCCUCAGCACUGGGCUUUGCCCUAUCCCAGCACCUCUCCUUGAGCAGGGUUCCCCUUCCCCACCGAGGGACGCAGUGGGACUUUUCCCAAGGUUAGGCACCCAGACUGUGGAGGGGGGGCAGCGCCUGCCAGCCCACCACCUCCAGCCUUUGACCCCUUCCCUAGAGAUUUCAGGAGUCUCCAGACAGCAUCCCUGUCCUUGCCCUGCCCCCUCACCCCCCCACCCCCGGCCUGUGAAGCUGCCACUCCUGGGAUGACGGGUCCCUUUUGUAUUUUUCCUUAAAAUUUUAUAUGUAGCAAUUUCUAUCGAAUUUUGAAAAUGCUAACCUGGUAGGAAUAAAUCUUUUAACCAGCC
Vombatus ursinus (common wombat) is the source of this 2567-nucleotide messenger RNA. It is a transcript of the gene TAX1BP3, whose product is annotated as Tax1 binding protein 3. The record is from RefSeq and is a predicted model, not a curated record. Lineage: Eukaryota; Metazoa; Chordata; Mammalia; Diprotodontia; Vombatidae. Gene Ontology annotation, cellular component: postsynaptic density; adherens junction; postsynaptic membrane. Gene Ontology annotation, biological process: neurotransmitter receptor transport postsynaptic membrane to endosome; neurotransmitter receptor transport, endosome to postsynaptic membrane. Bases 1415 to 1843 code for a protein of 142 amino acids. The transcript has 4 exons. Gene Ontology annotation, molecular function: protein binding.